AUGCAUAUGUCUAACCGACCAAAUGCCAAUAGUAAUCGUGGUUCGUACGGUACACGCUGGGGCUCUCGAUCAUAUAGACGAGGUGGCUAUGAAGAAAACUAUCACCAAGGAUCGGCGGAUUAUGGGUAUUCUCAGUCAUAUGAAAACUAUGAUAAUUCCAAUUAUGAACAACAACAGCAAUCGUCCAAGCGUUAUUCCGUUAAUCGCAAUAAACAACAGUCAAAUCUAACUGAUAAUUCAUAUGACGGUCACAAUUCACAGCGUCAGCAACAGCAGCAAUCUUAUCGCUCUGAAGCAUCGACAAAAGUUUCAAAUGAACAGUAUAAUACUCAAAAAUCAUCAAAUUUACAAGUACCAAUGAAGAAACCAUCUAAUGGAUCAACUAAAUCACAAACUACGAAUGAUCAAUUAUCCAAAAAACAAACUGGUAAAGAACAAUCAAAAAAAAUAACGUCGACAUCGGAAGUGAAAACAGUAUUAGAAAGUACCUCAAAUGCAUUACCAGUAAACGAACAAUUAAAUGAAUCAAAAACUGAAUUAAUCAACUCACAACCGGUGAAAACUAAACAGGAUAAUGACACUCAACCAAAACUGGAAACAUCGAUGUCUAUUUCGAACGCGGAAGAAACUCCGACUACAGAUAUUGGAGAAACAACAACGACGUUAGAAUCUAUUCCACAGAAAGAACCAAGUGAAAAUAUUGAUAAUAUUCGUCAACAGGUUCAGACUUAUACUAGUGAACGUGUAGAACGUAUGAAAUAUCGCAAAGAAUUGCGUGAACAAAAUAUUCUUGCUGAACAAACACGUAAAAAUGUUGAACAACAAGAAGAAAUGAUGGCACGUUUAGAUUCCAGUAUAAAAAAGAUUCCACCGUUUAUCAAACGUUUACGAACAUUAACAGAACAACAAAAAGACGCAUUACGUAAAGAUAUGCAACAGUUAAAUUUGACACGUUAUAUAAGUGAAGUAGCCAAUUCGAUAACGGAAGCAAAAUUAAAAAUGAACGAUGUUUAUACAGCUGUACUAUUAUGUUCAUUAUUACAUCAGCGUUAUCCAGAUUUUUCUAUGACAUUAUACGAAAAUUGGUUAAAAGUAUUACAACCACAAACUAUAAUUGAAUCAAUAUCAACAUCAUAUCAGCAAGAACCAAAACCAUCGUUAAAUUUAUCAAAAUUACGUGUCGAUUUAAGAUUCUUCGCUGAAUUAAUAACUGUUCAUGUUUUACCUCAGACAUUGUCAUAUAAUUAUUUACUUUCAUUACUCCAAGCUCUAAUUAACAAUGAUAAAGAGUUUUCGAACAUAACAAUUAUCACAAGUUUUUGUAAAAUGUGUGGGGAAGAUUUUGCUGAUAUCGUAUCAUUGAAAAUGAAAGGAUAUGUUGAUAAAUUAAAUGAUAUUGAUAAAAGUCAAGAACAGCAACAAACACUAAUCCCAACAAGUGAUCAUUAUUCGAAUGAAAAAAAACACUAUAUUCGACAGUUAUUUAAAGAUUAUUAUAAUCAUUUAUGUGAUCAUGUUAAACAAGAACAUAAACAAAUACAAAAGAUGGAACGACAAAUGAAACGUAUGAUGGAAAGUCGUGGUGAAUUGAAUCAGGAAACACGUGAUAAACAUGAACAAGCUUUGAUAUCAUUUCAAAAACUUUUACAAAACACUGAAACAUUAGCUGAUCUUUUAGAAGAAGCAAUGCCAGAAUUGCCUAUUGAAGAAAUUUCCAAAAAGUCGAGUGAACGAUCGGGCAUUGAUAUGUAUAUACCAGGCAGAAACGAUGAUGAUAAUAUAAAUUCAAUAUGGGAAGAUAGUGAAACAAAACAAUUUUAUGAAAAUUUUCCGGAUUUAAAAUUAUUCGUACCGGGUUUCUAUCGUGAUACAACAACAUCGACGAGUACGAGUGCAAACGUAACAAGUACACCAUCCAACGAUUCCAAUGGCACGCCUACUACUACUACUACAACAACUGAAGAUGGUGAAAUACUGGAUUCUAUACAAAUCGAAAAUGAAAUUGAAAAUGUAGUGUUAGAAGUGGCAGCAGCAGAUGCCGAUGUAGAAGAGGAAGAUGCUGUUCUUGCUGACGAUGAUCCUGUCGAUGAAGAUCUUAGUAGUACAAAUAUGAAAUUAAUGAUGGAUGUUUUUGUUAAUCAUUUACCAACGUGUGUCAAUAGAGAAUUGAUGGAUAAAGCAGCUCGUGAUUUUGGAACAAAUUUGAAUACAAAACAAAAUCGUAAACGUCUUAUAAAAGCGUUAUUUCAAGUUCAACGUACUCGUUUAGAUUUAUUACCAUUUUAUGGCCGUCUAAUAGCUUCAUUAAAUCCAAUAAUGCCAGAAAUUGGAACAGAGAUGAUACGUUUAUUAAAAAAUGAAUUUCGACAACAUAUACGGAAAAAGGAUCAAAUCUAUAUUGAAUCAAAAAUAAAAACUGUUCGAUAUAUUGGUGAAUUAGUUAAAUUUAGCAUAUUUCCCACAUCAGAAGCAACAUUAUGUCUGAAAACAUUAUUAGGUGAUUUUCGUCAUCAUAAUAUUGAAAUGUGUUGUAAUUUAUUAGAAACAUGUGGAAGAUAUUUGUAUCGUGGUCCAGAUACACAUAGAAAAACAGAAAUCAUUCUUGAGAUAUUAAUGCGAAAGAAAGCUGUUCUGACGUUGGAUAAUCGGUACACAACGAUGAUUGAAAAUGCCUAUUAUUAUUGUAAUCCACCAGAAAAUCGAGAAAUCGAAAAGAAAAUACGACCACCAUUACACGAAUAUUUAAGACGGCUAUUAUUUAGAGAUUUGAAUAAAAUAACAAUUGAGAAAGAAAGUAUUACGACAAUUGAGAAAAUUUGA
Didymodactylos carnosus is the source of this 2820-nucleotide messenger RNA. Lineage: Eukaryota; Metazoa; Rotifera; Eurotatoria; Philodinida; Philodinidae. The record is from the annotation of a GenBank genome assembly.